Molecule: messenger RNA, 1011 nt
Organism: Emiliania huxleyi CCMP1516
Lineage: Eukaryota; Haptophyta; Isochrysidales; Noelaerhabdaceae
Exons: 1
Coding region: 1-1011 (336 amino acids)
Source: RefSeq, a predicted model, not a curated record
AUGCCAGACCUCACUGCCGCCGAGCUCAGCAUUCCGGCCGAGCAGCACCCCGAUCCCGCAAAGCCACUGGUGAUACCCGUCGACUCAACAGUGGUAGGCUCUACCCUGCGCUUCAUUCCGUGGUCUGUGGUGGGCAAUCCGGCCCUCCUCCAGCUGCCCCCUCCUCCUCCGGGGAUGCAACCGUCGUGGGUCCAGAUUCCGCAGUGGGUCGCCAUCAGUGCGCUGCUCGCCUUCAGUGAGCCCGAGCCCGCUGUGGCCACCCACUUUGACAGGCUCAGCGUCUUGCGGCUGGCCGUAUUGGCCGCGGCCUGGCGCCGCAUCCUCGGUGCCUUGUCCGACCUCGGCGUUUUCAGCACGGUGCACGUGGAUGAGGAUGCGUUCCGUACGGUGUGCAUCCAGGCUCUGCACUCCCGCCAAAUCCCGGUGCCCGAGCUCUAUCUGCAGUGGGGCGAUUUGGGGUACUCCGAGGCUAUCGUGCCCUUGGGACCAGCGCCAUCUGCAGAAGCGAAGGCCGUCGACUUCUUGCAGUACGCGACGGUCGGGGCUCUUUGCGACCCUACGGCCGACGUCCCGUUCGCAGCCCUGUCUGACAUGACCCGCUGCUUGGGGCCCGUCUUCACGGCGGCGGCGCGCGUCGAUCCCAUGGGGAGCGCCGUCGUGGGGGCUGCCUCGCUCGCCGCCGCCGCUGGUCACAUCACUCCGCGAGCGAGCGAUGGGCAUCCCGCCCUGCUCUCUCGGCAUGUGCUCAGCAUGUUGAAGACUACCCGCGCAAGUUUCCCGGCCUGCCUGAGGACCAACUCCUUUCAGAACUACUCUGCGGAGGUUGAGACUCGCGCCGAGUAUGUGGGCGGGACCGCCGCGGCGCGCGACCGAGUGGCCGAGCAGCGUUGCUCGCGCGCUAUUGCAGCCAAGGCGCCGACGCUCGACUCCCUGCUCCGUGCGCUGCCUCGGCCAACGCCCCCGUCGCCGCCCGCGCCUGGCGCGACCGCCUUAAGCGCGGGCGGCCCGUGA